AGCUGAGCCCUCGAGCGUGCGCCAGGCUUCCAUUGGUCGCAAGGCCGGCGAUUUGCAUACGGCGCUAUGUUUAUUGCUGCCGGCCAGGAGCUGCUCCGUUUGCUGAUGCGGCUGCAGUUUGUGAGUGCUGCUGUGGCUGGGGAGUCCUUGCUGCAGCUUUGCCGGCAGUUCGGUUUACUGCCCCGCCGGGCUCCCCUGUGGUCCUGGUGAUAAAAGCAGCGUGAAGUUCUUGUGGCCAUAUCCGCUCGCUCAGAGGCCUUCGCAGGUGCGGGCCUUUCUGCUCCCGCUGUCAGACCUGGCGGGGCUAAAGGGGAGCCCGGGGGCUGCUCUCAUCGGAACCUCCUGGUGCUUUGCCGGACCAGACCUGGAAACUGGCAGGAACAGCGCUAAGGGGUCCGACGUGGAGGCCUCUCUUCGCUGUGCCGUCGUUUAACACCGAGCAUCCCUCCCUUUCGUCGGUUUGGUGGCUUCUUAAUGUCGAUGGGAAAAAAUGCCACCACUUGCUGAAUUCCUGGAGGAGAAGAAUGCCAGGGAGCGUGGCCGAGCGCCAGGAAAGCAUCUGCUCUAUGCUCCUGGAGACUGCGAUCCGAGUCCCCAGCCCCAAGUGCCGCCGAGGCGCUGCUUGAGCCGGCAGGUUGCUUGGCGACACGCUUUUUAUUAAUCACGGCUGGUAAUAAUUUCCCAUCGUUCGUAAAGAUUGUAAAUUGCAGAGAUGAAAUCAUAAAUGUGCCAUCUCCUGAGACGAUUUAGUGGCAUCGGAGCUGCUAGACUUCUCGUAAAUAUUGCAUUCAUGUAGGUACCCUCUUAAGUGGAAUGUGGGUUUUUUUUUUUUAAAAGAAGCUGUUUCCAGGAUUCCGAAGCUUUAUUCAGUGAUGCAAGGACUUAAAAGGAGCUUGGAUUUAACUUGUUAAUGUAGUAUUUUAACCUGUUUUGCAGUGAUGGGUACUUUUAAGUCAUAACUUCACGUUAACUGCAAGGAAGAAUAAUUUCUGAAAGAUUGACUAAUACUGUAUAAGGCUUUUUUUUUUCCCCCUUAAUAAAUUACUUGUGGAAAGAACAUUAGGUCAUGCUGGGUUUGGAACUUUGUGAGUGUCAUGACAGGAAAGGAUAAUUUAGCUUUCUUCUGGGGAAAGUCUUUGUAAGCUAGUUCCUUGGAAUUAAGUGUCUUGCUUUAAGCUUCAUAAUGGCAUCUAAAUUCUGGAAAUUUGGGCUCCCAUGGAGAACGCUGGAAAUAGUUAUGAUGGUGAACUAAACUUGAACAGGCCUUGGGCUCUGCAUCCUCUAUAAAUAUGUUGUAAAACAUAUCUGUAACUAGAUGUAUUGCUAUAAAUGGAAUUCGUAGGCAAAAAAGAGUUAAAUUGGUUGAUGGGCUUCUCUGCAGAGCUUUGCAUUUAAAUCCACAUGUUAAUUAAGAUGGGUUUGUUUUGUUUGGCACUAUUUAGAGAGGCUACUUUGCAAUCCUUUUAUGAUGUAGCACAAGAUCACACGGCUCAUUUUUGCCACUUGGUUUGACCACAACCAAAUCUAACAACACUGGCAGGAAAUGAUGCAUUGUGUCUCUACAGUGCCAUAUAUUUCCAUGGUGCUUUGCAGAGAGAUGUUCAGCUCCCCACGGAGCUCAGAAUUGAAGGUUUCCAUUCUCUCUGCAUGUGAAUAACUUUAUAUGCUUGAACAACUCCAUUGCAUGAAGUGGACUGUUAAGGUGUGAAAUUGCUCAUGUGUGUAAAUGUUUGUGAAAGAAACACUGAAUAAAAAGGGAGCUGGACAAGAGCCGAGAGGCAGGGGGUAGGUUAAGAUGUCAAAAGACACUUGAACUUCCAUUGGUCCUUUUUUAAUAGUAAAGAGGGUCCCUGAUGUGCUUUGACAGACCUGCACAGAUACAAAAUAGAAACAACUUUCAACAUUUGUUAUAGUUUUUUAGACUAGUGAAGAACAUUAAGUUGGGUUUGCUGCACAUACUGUGUCUGUUAAGGUAAAAAUGGCAAAUUGGGUGCUUUUUACUAAUCUAGCAAGCAAUGCAGAACCAUCUGGCAGAAGGACCAAGUUAAUACUUUGAGGUUUAUGUUGAGGUGUUUUUAAAUUGGCAUCAUUACAAUAAUUAUGACAUGAAGAUAUUUUUCUGAAUAUCUUAGAUCUGAAAGCCAUCAAUAUAGUGGUUAUUGUCCUGUGUUUUCCUUUUACUUAACUUAGAGGCUGCUACAUUUCAUUCAUUCAUUUGUUCUUAAACGGUUCUUAAGUUCUUUAAUCUGGCAAAUGAUAAUGGAUGACCUUUGUUACUAAAGCAGAUCUUUUCCAUUCAGGUAAGAGGAUUUAAAUCAAAGGUCAGAGUUCUGUAGCUAAUCCUUUGCUUUACUAAAAGUGGAGCACCUAAUCACAGAACUUCAUUUUUUUUUUUCUCAACAUCUCUCUUCUUGGAAAAAGGGGAGAAAUGCACUGUGUGUGACUACACAUGUCUGUCCUGGGUCUUCAGGCCCUCAACUAUCAGGGAUCUUUUUGAGUGCAGUACUUGAGAAGGAAGAUCUUAGUAUUCUAGGAUGCCCUGUUGAUUUGUCCAUCUAGAAUACCAAUCCCCUGCAAGAGGGCUUCGCUGUCGGACAUCAGAGGGCAGAGGACUUCAAUGCCCAGUGAAGCCUGCGUGAGAAAGGCUACUGGACAGAAUUUUGUGUAACAGUGAGUCAGGCAGCUGUGAAAGCUGUGGAAACGGUCGCUUGAGCAGAGGCGGCGGGACACCGGCACCACGGGGCCGCGCGUCCCGUUCCCCUUGCGCUCGGCAGUUUCCGCCUCUCUCCGCUAUGCCAGGAGACAGCUUCGGUAGUUUCCGUGUCUCUUCGGCUCCAACUCGGGAAUUUCCGCUCUGGGGGCUCUCCCGGUUGUCAGGGGUAACGCAAAGCAUCUUGGAGCGAGUGCGGCCUUCAGGGCUGGGGCCGCGCUCCGGGGCCGCCGGCAGGUUUGCAGUCUGACAGCUGCAGUUGCUAUGGCUGUGUAUGUGGAUCAUUGGACAGAAGCUCCUGAGUCAGUUGCCUCCCCUUCCCAUAUAGUGUGGCACCCACUUCACCCACUCCUGGCAGUUGCUUCCAUCACCACAUCAUCUGGAGGCCGUGUGGAUAUCUACCUGGAACAGGGAGAACAUGUGUCAGAUACACACCUUGAGAGAAACUUUCAUGUCACUUCACUUUCCUGGCACCCUUCCAGACCCAUCCUUGCAGCAGGCUGGGAGACAGGAGAAGUUGUGAUACUUAACAAACAAGACAAGGAGCUGCACACUGUACCGCUGAAUCACAAUGCCAAAAUUACAGUCCUGGACUGGAGUACAAAUGGUACCUGCCUCGUAUCUGGUGAUAGGCACGGAGUCUUGGUUCUCUGGAGAGUGGACCAGCGAGGCAGAGUGCAGGGUCCCGCCCUGCUGAAGCAGGAGUUUGGAAAAGGUCUCUCUCACUGUGUCUUUCGACCACCUCCUCCUGGCGAGGACUUGGUACAGCUGGCAAAGGCAGCUGUGAGUGGUGAUGAGAAGGCCUUGGAUAUGUUUAACUGGAAAAAAGCUGGAAUGGGACCACCUGUGAAAAUGGGACUCCAGGAAGGUCUCUCCUUCUUUAUCGCUUUGACAGAUGGUUCUGUGCAUUACAUCAGUGAGAAAGGGAAGACGAGGCAUGUGCUGUCCACAGACAGUCCAGUCCAAAAGCUUCUGUUCAUGGAGAAAAGAGAAGUCUUAGUUGUAAUAACAGCAACUCUGCAGCUGUCUCUGCAUGCAAUUACCCUUGAGGGAGUGGCAGAAGAGCUCAUGAAGGUGAAGUUGAGUGGGAAGACAGGUCAUUGUGCAGACAUCAUUUUAAUAGACCAUAGCCUCGUUGUUACAGCACUAGGCGAGGCAGUCCUCAGGUUCUGGGAUUUGGAGCAAGAUGAGAACUAUGUGCUCUCUCCAAAUGUGCAGUUUGGCUUUGAGGCAGGAGAAUGCAUUAACUGUGUUUCAUACUGCAGUGCUAGAGGUCUUCUAGCAGCUGGUACCAACAGAGGGAGAAUAGCUAUGUGGAGGAAAGCAGCAGGAUCUGAUCAGAGUAUAUGGGCAUUGGAAGGCAAGGAGAAGUGGAAGCUCCAGGCACCUACAGAACUUGAAGGAAAUGUCACUCAGAUAAAGUGGGGCUCCCGGAAAAACCUGCUGGCAGCGAACAACAUCAGCUCUGUGGUGAUCCUCAGUGAGCAGGCCAUGUUGUCUCACUUCCAUCAGCAAGUGGCUGUGGUACAGGUGUCUCCCAACCUGUUCAAUGUGACCACCUUCAGCACAGGAACCACGCACAGCCUCCAUGUUGAUGUGAAAGUUAAUGGAGUCUUCACUACUAAGGAUGCUGUGGUAUUCUGGAAUGGAAAGCAAGUUACUGUCUUUGAGUAUUCAGGAGAUACCUUCAGAAGUGCAGGCUGCUUUCUUUGUGACUCUCCAGUUCUGUCUGUGCACGGGGAAAAUUUGUACACAGUUGAGCCAUAUCGAGUCCAAGUCCGCACCUGGCAGGGCACAGUGAAGCAGCUGUUGGUGUUCUCUGAAUCAGAGGGGAAUCCUUGCCUCUUGGAUGUCUGUGGAAAUUUCCUGGCUGUGGGGACAGAUUUGGCUCACUUCAAAAUCUUUGAUCUCUCUCGCAGAGAGGCAAAAGUGCACUGCAACAGCAUCAAUUUCUCCGAGCUGUUCCCUGGCCUUGGAAGCAUUGCAUCUGUCAAGUGCAAUGCUAAUGGCAAUAAAGUCAGCAUCCUCGUUAGCAAGGCUGAUGGCAACCUUGAUUCAAAGAUCUGUUUCUAUGAUGUUGAAAUGGACAAAGGUACACUCUUUGAUUUCAAGGCUGAUCAAGGAAAUGCUAGAGAGGAGCUUUCUUCUGGACAACACGUCGACAAGUCUGUUGUGGAGUAUCCAGACUUGCAGAGUCACAUCCCUACUUGCCAUUUCUGGGACCAGAGUGAACCAAGACUUUUCGUAUGUGAAGCAGUUCUUCAAAUAGGCCUACAGCCUGCAGAUGAAAGGGAAAAACAGUCUGAGGUGGAUGUUUGGAUUAUAUCAUUCUUCAGUACUGAAGAGCAUGGCCUUUUGCUUCAGGACAGCUUUCCAUUGCCUUCAUCCUACCAGGUUCUUCUGGGUGUAGAGGUGCCACAUUUUUACUUUGCAAAAAAGCUGGGAGAAAUUGAGAAAGGACAAGAAGAGUCUGGCUCUGUAAAGGUCUCUCAGAUGGUAGCAAGAAAACCCAUGAGAGAUUUCAUUGGUCUGGGAGACUGUGAUAAGACUACUCGGGAUGCUAUGCUGAACUUCAGCUUCUACCUGACUGCUGGAGACAUGGAUGAGGCCUUCAAAUCCAUCAAGCUGAUAAAAAGCGAGGCUGUCUGGGAGAACAUGGCUCGCAUGUGCGUCAAGACUCAGAGGCUCGACGUCGCCAGGAUCUGCCUGGGAAACAUGGGCCAUGCCAGAGGAGCCAAGGCACUGAGGGGCGAGCAAGAACCCGAGCAGGAGGCCAGAGUGGCUGUGCUGGUUCAGCUGGGCAUGCUGGAGGAGGCAGAGAGGCUCUACACGGCUUGCAAGCGCUAUGACCUGCUCAACAAGUUCUAUCAUGCCUCCAACCAGUGGCAGAAAGCCAUCCCGACAGCUGAGUGCCACGACCGGGUUCACUUGCGCACCACCUACUACAACUACGCCAAGCACCUGGACGCAACCGGAGAGCAGAGCCUUGCACUGACCCACUAUGAGAAGUCAGACACACACCGGUUCGAGGUGCCACGAAUGCUCUCUGAGGACUUGCAAGCCCUGGAGAACUACGUCAACAAGAUGGCAAGCAAGAGCCUGUGGAAGUGGUGGGCUCAGUACCUGGAGAGCCAGUCAGACAUGGAAUCUGCACUCAAGUACUAUGCCCUGGCGGAUUACUUUUCCCUGGUCCGCAUCUACUGCUUUCAGGGCAACAUUCAGAAGGCUGCAGAAUAGCCAACGAGACGGGGAAACUGGGCAGCCUCGUACACCUGGCGCCGGCAGUACGAGAGCCAGGAGGAGGUCAGGCAGGCUGUGCACUUCUACACCAGGGCUCAGGCCUUCAACAACGUGCGCCUCUGCAAGGAGAACAAUCUGGAUGAUCAGCUGAUGAACCUGGCUCUUCUGAGCUCUCCUGAAGACAUGAUAGAGGCAGCCUGCUAUUACGAGGAAAAGGGGGAGCAAAUGGACAGAGCUGUAAUGUUAUACCACAAGGCAGGACACUUCUCUACUCUGGAGCUAGCCUUUGCCACGCAGCAGUUUGGGGCCCUACAGCUAAUUGCUGAAGACCUGAAUGAGAAAUCAGACCCAGCUCUGCUAGCUCGCUGCUCUGACUUCUUCACUGAACAUGGCCAGUUUGAAAAGGCAGUGGAGCUGCUGCUAGCAGCCAGAAAGUACCAUGAAGCUCUGCAGCUCUGUCUGAAGCAGAACCUGACCAUCACAGAGGAGCUGGCUGAGAAGAUGACACUGUCUAAGGACUGCAAGGAGCUGUCUGAGGAAUCCCGGAGAGAGCUGCUGGAGCAAAUUGCUGACUGCUGCAUGAGACAAGGCAAUUACCACAUGGCAACCAAGAAAUACACAGAAGCAGGGAACAAGUUAAAGGCUAUGAGGGCACUGCUGAAAUCUGGAGAUACCAAGAAAAUAGUUUUCUUUGCGGGAGUUUCCAAGCAGAGAGAGAUUUACAUCAUGGCAGCCAACUACCUGCAGUCCCUGGAUUGGCGGAAGGACCCAGAGAUCAUGAAGAACAUCAUCAGCUUCUAUUCUAAAGGCAAAGCUCCUGACCUACUGGCAGGUUUCUACGAGGCAUGUGCUCAGGUGGAAAUCGAUGAGUAUCAGAACUACGAGAAAGCACAAGGAGCUCUGACAGAAGCAUACAAGUGCCUCACAAAAGCAAAGACCAAAAGCCCUCUGGAACAGGAAGCCAAACUGGCACACUUGCAAAGCAGGAUGACCCUGAUAAAGCGAUUUGUCCAUGCUCAGAGAGUUUACCCUGAGGACCCCAAGGAAGCAGUCAAACAGUGUGAGCUUCUCCUGGCUGAGCAAGACCUGGACAGCGCCAUCCGCCACGGCGACAUCCUGGGCUUCCUGGUGGAACAUCACGUGCGAGCCCAGGAGUUUGGUGCCUUACCAGUAAUCCUGGAAGAGCUGCAGAAGAGAAUCCCACCCCAGAACCUGAGCUACUACGUGACUCAGCAGGCCCUGGAGGCAGUGCACCGCCAAGCUGGCGUUCCCAUGAGCCGAGCCCUGGCCACACAGAGAUCCACCCACAGCAGCGUGGAGAACAAGGAGGUGGAAGAAGAAGUGGUUGAUGAAGUGGAGGACCCUUGAAAACUUAUGAAAUGCAAAGUUGGCUUUAAUACAAAGUCAUUUAUGCUGUCCUCAGCAGGCACCCCCAUAGCAGUCAGCACACAGUGACAAGGCUUUUUGGUUACUACCAAGAAACUGAUUCUUCCUGCUUGACUGUACAAGCACCAGCACUGAAAGGGAAGAACUUGUCUCAGCCUGCACCCACACAGGGUCUUGUACAUCCUGUACAUAAGCUUUAGGCUUUUAAUAAAGUGUAGAGGGGUGAAAAGCCAACAAAACCUG
Molecule: messenger RNA, 7579 nt
Organism: Pogoniulus pusillus (Red-fronted tinkerbird)
Lineage: Eukaryota; Metazoa; Chordata; Aves; Piciformes; Lybiidae
Gene: IFT140
Product: intraflagellar transport 140
Biological process (GO): intraciliary retrograde transport
Cellular component (GO): intraciliary transport particle A; ciliary basal body; axoneme
Molecular function (GO): protein binding
Source: RefSeq, a predicted model, not a curated record